AUGGCGACGGCAAAGAAGAUUCAGUUGUCGACGGCCGACUCGGGCAUUUUCAGCGUGGCACUGAGCGAGGACUCGGCGCGCGCAGCGAGUGAGGUGCUGCAGGAAGAUCUGGAGAAGCACCAUGCGUUCUUCAACGAGAGGGGAUUCCAUAAUCAUAUUGUUCACCAUAUUCUGACGAUCUAUGCGCUUGGUGCGACGCCGGAUGAGAUCAGGGCUGCUUAUGAUCGGGAUAAGACGUACCAGAGGCCUGUCAUGCCGACCACCCUGAGUGUUGUUGAGUCGUUGCAUGACAAGACCCGGUUCCAGCAGUACCUCGGCAAAGAAGAGAAUUAUCCCAAUUACUUGGCUUUCUUUCAGCAGGAGAUCGAGAGGAGAGGUGCGGCGGAUGUGCUUAACGAGUAUCUGUUUUCAGGGAGUGAGUGUGCCGAGAGUAUGCUUUCGCGGCUGUUUGGUGGACUCCUUCAUCCGCUGAUUCACCUUGGGUUCGGGCUUGAGUUCGACCAGCCCGCAAUUAUCGCUGAGGGUCUCGCACAGACCGCAGUCCAUGAGGAUUGGAUCGGUCUGUCAUACCUCCUGCCGGUAGAGAAGGCCGCAGGAGGGAUCGGCAAGCCGGGGAAGAAAACGAUGCUGCAAAUCUUGAACGAAACGCGCGCUGAUAGAAAACUGGCCGAAUCCGUCAAAUGGGAAGAUGGGAACAAGAUCAGAGACGGUGUUUUGAAGCGGGCGCCAGAUGAGAUGAUUAAGUACGCAGCACAAUUCUCCGUCUCCGCCGAGCAAAUGGAGGAAAAACUUGCUGAAGUUCUCAAUGUCGUCGCUUACUUUACAGGUGCCGCUCAGCAUCCGCCAAAGCAGAUCAAGCUUGAUUUCUUCCUUAUGCACUGCGUGACUUCAUCGAUAUUCUUUUCCAAGAUCAUCACUCUUCCAUAUCUGGAUACGCGCACCAAGCUUCGUCUGCUUGAGUGGAAAGGCCGCGUAGAUCUGGCGUUCUACGUAUCCCGAGGAGCUCCCGAGCUGCUACUGGACGAAGUGACUACAUACGAAACUCCGAACGACUGGGAGACAAUCUUCCAUGUGAGCAGUGUGAACCCGCGCGACGACGGUCAUUUGUCCAAGCUGGUAAGAGCUCUGGCAAAUGGGGAGAAAGCCUGUCGUCCAUUUGAGGCUCGAGCAGAGGAGCUAGGGCUUCUGAUCACCGGUGAUAUGUGGCUCAAGAUUGCAAACAUGGCUAUCGGUUCAACCAAAGCCGAUCAGGUGGAAACAAUGUGGGUUCGCUCGACAGGGUUCGAAGAGGCAUGGAAGGAUUUCCAUGAUCGACCUCACCUAUGA
This is a messenger RNA of Aspergillus thermomutatus, 1326 nucleotides long. RefSeq names its product questin oxidase family protein. The transcript has 5 exons. Bases 1 to 1326 code for a protein of 441 amino acids. Gene Ontology annotation, molecular function: oxidoreductase activity. The record is from RefSeq and is a predicted model, not a curated record. NCBI's taxonomy places the organism in Eukaryota, Fungi, Ascomycota, Eurotiomycetes, Eurotiales, Aspergillaceae.